AUGUUAAUGAUUAUUCACUUGCUUUAUCCAUUGCUCUGUUUGGUGUGCGUUGCAUGUGCUCAGGAAUUAAUUUGUGACGUGAGCAAAUUGCAAUUGUCGGUUAAAGAUCUCAAAUAUGAUUCACAGUCUCUUCUGCAAUGUGAGCGGUUGGUCAACACACUUUCUAGCUGUGUUAAUGAGGGGUUUCACGUACAAGAUUUGAUAAAUCAGGUACUAUACAAGGCAGGACUUAUACAAUUGAGCUUGAAUCAAGAGUUGAAAGCCAUCGAAUCAUUUGACCGUAUCGUAAAUUUCAAUAACACAGCUUUCAAAGAUUUGGCAACUGAGAGAUUGGAUAAGCUGUAUUCUGAAUUCGGCCUAUGGGAAAACAUCAAGUCUGGUAGUACUAAAGAAUCUUUUUUGAAGCUAAAUGAGACAGCUUUCGCAAAGUGGCAGACUCACGAUAUAUCUAUCAUCGAAAAUGAGCUGCCCCAACUGUUGCAGAUAUCACCAUACAGUUACAACACAAGGUCCCUCUAUAUUGAAGCGCUGUUCUGGAGUCUAGCAGCCAAUGGAAAGGUUGAUAUUUCCACAGCUAGUACAAUAAUAAAAAAUCUCGAAUUAUUGCUUGAAAAAUUCUCUGGUAUAUUAUCUCUAGAAGAACGAAUUAAAAUGCACUACUCAAUAUCAGUUCUACAAGUUUUCGUCAUCAACACGGAACCUACACAUCUAAGAAAAUGUUUGGCAAUAGACAUGGAUUAUGAGCCUUGUAAAAAAAUCACUUUGCUCUACAAUAGAUUGAGCAAAAUCAAUCCUGGCAGGUUUGAUAUUCUUGACCCAGAGAUCUAUGCUUUUGGACCUUCGUCUGAAAUGAAUUGGGAUAAAAUGAUAGAGUUUUACUUUCAUUCGAAGAAGCCAUGUACCAAAUUACCAGACGGUAUAAAGUUCAAAAAUAACUACGAGCUGGUACUUGUCGCCGUUAAAGCAGCUAUCGAUCAUUUGUUUGAAAAUUACAAUUCGAUCACAUAUAAAGGGGUGACAGAGUUUCAAAAGUUCAUUGAUACGUCAAUCUGCCAGGCUUUACCUCAUUUACUCAAGGAAAAAACUAAUAUCUUACCAAUUUGUGAAAAAGCUUUGCAAGAAGUCUUGAGUAAAAAUGCUCUAGAAGCAUAUGGUAAUUCGGAAAUUUCCGAAGAAACAUUAUCAGAAGUUUGGAACUCUUUUCCGCAUAUUGCUAUAUAUAUGCUAGAGAACAUUUUAUCAAAGCGUAAAAAACCCAUGCCAGAGAUUCAGGAUCGAUUAUACAAAUUUUACCAGGACAACAAGUUGAUAAAAUCUCAAAAUAAGUAUAUUCAGCGCCAAUUUCAAAUAGUUAACAAACUCGUUCAAACAAGAAAGCAGCAGCACCAACAGCAGCAACAUCAACAACAACAACAACAACAACAGCAACGGUUUAAUUUCAAUCAGCAGCAGCAGCAGCAGCAGCAACAACAACAGCAGCAAUCAAAUGGUAUGAAUGCUGAAAAAGACUAUUAUAAAAUACUAGGUGUUCCUAAGAAUGCGGACUCCAAGGAAGUUAGACAAGCAUAUUUGGCUUUCACAAAGAAGUUCCAUCCGGACAAGCAAGGGCAAUUGUCUGAGAAAGAACAAGAGUCAAAUCACGAGAAGAUGUCAGAGAUUAACGAGGCGUAUGAAACUCUAAGUGACACUGAUAGACGUAGGGACUACGACAAUAUAAGAUCCGGUGCAAGAGAUGGCAGAAUGAAUCCAAAUAUGUUCAGACAACAAAGACCAAAUCCAAAUAUGCAACACUUCAGAUUCAACAAUUUCAACGGAAAUUUCAAAUUUAAUUUUUAA
This is a messenger RNA of Zygotorulaspora mrakii, 1836 nucleotides long. RefSeq names its product Jem1p (gene JEM1). Gene Ontology annotation, biological process: protein folding in endoplasmic reticulum. Bases 1 to 1836 code for a protein of 611 amino acids. The record is from RefSeq and is a predicted model, not a curated record. NCBI's taxonomy places the organism in Eukaryota, Fungi, Ascomycota, Saccharomycetes, Saccharomycetales, Saccharomycetaceae. The transcript has a single exon. Gene Ontology annotation, cellular component: endoplasmic reticulum. Gene Ontology annotation, molecular function: misfolded protein binding; protein-folding chaperone binding.